AUGGCUAAACCUCAAUUUCUCGUUGAUCUGGAGCGAGACGGCUAUGCAGUCGUGCCCGAAGUCGUUUCUAGAGAAUCUUGUAAUGCCUUUGUUGAAUCCGCAUGGGAAUGGCUGGAAUCAUUUCCAAAUGGCUUCAAGCGCAGUGACAGGUCGACUUGGACUGCGGAACAUCUGCCAUACGGACACGACCGAGGGCUAUACAACAGAUAUUCGGUCAACCACGAGGCUUUCGUUUGGAAAAUCCGCACCGAUCCAGGAAUCCUGAGCGUCUUUCAGAAGGUGUGGGGUACAGAUGACCUGAUCGCCUCUUUUGACGGCAUCAAUGUAUCUCUGCCAGUCAACCCGGAGACUGGCCGUACAGAUAUCGAGACGACUAAGCCAUGGCCGCACAUUGACCAAGACCCGCGAAGUAUUUCGAAUCUCGAAUUGUACCAGGGCAUCGCCAACCUAGCACCAAAUGGCCCCGAUGAUGGUGGCCUUGUCGUGUUGUCUGGUUCGCACAGGCUUCAUGAGAAGCACUUUGAAAGUAUAGGCGGGUUCAAUCCGGAGAAAGAUCUCGGUGUUGGUGAGAACGGGUACAAUUUCGAUGUUGAAGAUGCAGCAUGGUAUCGGGAACAAGGAUGUAAAGAAGUCAAGAUCUGCGCUAAUGCUGGCGACUUGAUACUGUGGGAUUCUCGAACCAUUCAUUGGAACUGCUCGCCGACCGGGGAUCAGACCAGGUUCAUCACCUAUGUCUGUUAUUGUCCGAGAGACAGGAUGACCGAAGAGCAGCUGCAACGUAAGAGGGAGGUCUUCGAAGCCAGGAAAGGCACUACUCACUGGCCAAACCAAAACGUGGUGCCAGCUGAUAGACCGGGCUAUCAUUAUGCGAAACCAAGACGGCCUGAUGACACUCUCGAUCCUGCAAAUAGGCUCCGGCCCUUCAGAGAGCCUGAAGUCACACCAGAAGUCCUGAGACUCGUUGGAGUAAGAGGUUAG
Molecule: messenger RNA, 978 nt
Organism: Pseudocercospora fijiensis CIRAD86
Lineage: Eukaryota; Fungi; Ascomycota; Dothideomycetes; Mycosphaerellales; Mycosphaerellaceae
Exons: 1
Coding region: 1-978 (325 amino acids)
Source: RefSeq, a predicted model, not a curated record